This is a messenger RNA of Acanthochromis polyacanthus (spiny chromis), 2494 nucleotides long. It is a transcript of the gene kctd14, whose product is annotated as potassium channel tetramerization domain containing 14. Gene Ontology annotation, biological process: protein homooligomerization. The coding region runs from base 1214 to 1936 and encodes 240 amino acids. Gene Ontology annotation, molecular function: protein binding. The record is from RefSeq and is a predicted model, not a curated record. The transcript is spliced from 4 exons. NCBI's taxonomy places the organism in Eukaryota, Metazoa, Chordata, Actinopteri, Pomacentridae.
UUUUUCUUUUUUUUGCUCAUUUUCUGUAUUUUGGACUUAGUGAAGUAGUUUGAUAUUUUUUUUGUCUUUAUGAAGAGCUGGAAGAAGCAAAACUAGUAUGUAAUUUGACAUUUUAAUGGACGUGUUAAACUCAUGGACAGUUUGGUUUUAGUGAGUCAGGAUGACAUCAUCAGAAGGUCACAUGACAUCUACCUGACAGGUGAGGACAGAGGUCUCACUCUGCUCUGUUUCUGGUUCCAGAGAUUCAGUGGAAAUAUUCAGCUCAGGUUUAGUGAAGUAGUAAAACUCAGCAGCAGGAGUAUUUCUGUUCAUGUAGUUUUAAUCAGCUGGUUUUUGUGUUUCUGGAAUAAAAUAAAUGUUAGAAGAACGAAAUAGUCGUAAUGACAAAAAAAAAAGAUUUGCAGCUCAAACAGCAGAAUAUGAAGGUUAAAACCCAAAAAUAUUAAAUACCUGCAAGAUUCUCUGAAACAUCGUCCAUCUAAGGCUCUACUGUAUAAUUUAAUCUUUUUAAUUUUACUGUAUUAUUUAUGUAGUUUUACAUACAUUUUUUAUAACAAUAAUUUCCAUCCAUUCUCUAUCCACCGCUUUAUCCUCUCUAGGGUCAUGGGGGGUGCUGGAGUCUAUCCCAGCUGACUGAAGGCAGGGACACCCUGGACAGGUCACCAGUCUGUCACAGGGCUACAUAUACAGACACACAAUCACACUCACAUUCACACCUACGGACAAUUUAGAGUAACCAAUUAACCUCAGCAUGUUUUUGGACUGUGGGAGGAAGCCGGAGUACCCGGAGAAAACCCACGCAUGCACAGGGAGAACAUGCAAACUCCAUGCAGGAAGAUCCCAGGCCGGGAUUUGAACCGGGGAUCUUCUUGCUGCAAGGCGAAAAUGCUAACCACUACCCACUGUGCAGCCCCGAUAACAAUAAUUUACCUGAUUUAUUUAAAUACAAACACCAGAAUAUUAAUAAAUAUAUCUGACCAAUUUAAAUGCUAAAGUUCCAACCAGCAGUAAAAUACGAACUAAUUCAUGUGAACAAACUAAUAUUUAAUAUUAAAAUAAUUCUCAGCUUUUAGGAUUUAACUGUUGAAGAAAAACUUCAGGAUCUGCAGCAGAGUGACACCUCCUGCAGGUAAGAGGCUGCAGGUCCGGGUUAGGCCACGCCCCUGCCUCCAACCUGUCCACCAGCUCUCACCUGUCGACUAACCUGUCCACGAUGAGCCUUCCAGAACAAACACCUGAGAAGAUGAUUUCUUCUGCAGCUCUGUUCUCUCCUGUGGUCCAGCUGAACGUCGGAGGUCACCUGUUCAGCUCCACAUUGAACACGCUCAGAAGUCACCCUGACUCCAAGCUGGCCGAGAUGUUUAACGGACAGAACAAACCGAGAACCGACGCUCAGGGACGCUUCUUCAUCGACCGCGACGGAUCACACUUCGGAGCUCUGCUGGAGUUCAUGAGAUCAGAGACGGUUCCAACGGAGAACAUCCACGAGGUCCACCGGGAGGCGCUCUACUACAACAUCACUGCUCUGAUCAAACGUCUGGAGGAAACUCCUCAGCUGUUUGGAGAGCUGGUGGGUCGGCAGCAGUUCCUGUCCAGAGUCCCACAUUACAAAGAGAACAUUGAGGUUCUGAUCCGGAUUGCCCGAGCUGAGGCCGUCGCCGCCCGUCGCUCCACCAUCAUGAUCUGCGUUCUGCCCUCCAAGGACGAUGUUGGUUGCUAUGACGACGCCAUCAGCAGCCUGGAGGCGGACAAGGAGUCGGUGGUGACGUUCGGUCCGUGGACGGCGUCUCCGUCGGCCCGAGACCUGCUGGACUGUGUGAAGAUGGACAUCGAGAGUCGAGGCUACCGGGUGGAGAUCCAGCCUCACGUCAUGGAGAGGAGCUUCAUGUCCCGAAACUACGACUACUUCUAUAGGCUCACCUUCAGCUGGUGGUAGCAUCUCCACCUUCAGCUGGUGGUGAUGCUAACAUCUAUGAACUCACCUGGUGGUGAUGCCUCCACAGUGAACAGGUACAGAUGAUUAAAAACGUGUCCUGAGCAACUCAAACUUUGUCCAACGUGACUUUUGUCCAAAAUGAAGAAAAAUCCUGAAAAUCUGUUGAAGUCACUCAGAACUGUCCAAAAUGACACAUUCCUACAAUUCUUCAGAUGUUUUUUUCUUUCAAACAACUUAAACCAUCAUCAAGUCCUGGUGUCAGACAGAACCAUGUGGAUCCAUGAGGAACUAGAAAAGCACUCGGAGAGUGCAGACUUCCGCCAGGCUAUCUGUCUGUCUCUCAAUUGUACAGAGUCCUUCAAAAAAAUCCUGGAUCCAGACGGUGAUCUGGAUCACCUCCAAAAUCUAAUUGAUUGUUACUUUUGCUCUUCCGGACAUUCAGUAAAAUUUUGGUGAAAAUCCGUCCAUAACUUUUUGAGUUAUGCUGUUAACAGACAAACAGACAAACUCCGGUGAUUACACACGUGGACAAAAUUGUUGGUACCCCUCAGUUAAAGA